AUGACACAAAUCAUCAAGAUCUGGCCAUUUAGGUGUGAAGUUGCUAUGGGUUGCCUUGGGGUCAUACUUCCAGCACUUGUGCUUGGUGAACAUCCAGGAGAAGAAAGUGGCCCCAACCUGUUUGGAGUCAUAUUUACACCUUGGAGGGAUGCUGUACCCCAGUCCUCAGGUAACAAAGUCCUGUGUGAGCCACAGCUGUGCACCCAUGUGCAGGGACUCAUAGCACAUGUGUUCAGAGGAACUGCACUGUGGUGUGGACCCUCUGUUCCAGAGGGUGUUCACAUGCCAUGUAGACUGCCUGUAUUUCCAGCAUUUGGCACUUGUGCUGGCAAAGGAACAAGCAUGUGGAACCUGCUAGGGUGUCAAGAACUGUGCCUGAGCACUGCACCAGUGGCCACACUGUGUGGAAUGUUGCACAGUGGUAAAGAAGUUUGGUGGACAAGGAGCAGCCAUUUUGAGAGAAAACAACUUGAACUCCUUGACUGGAUAGAUAGGUGA
Pisolithus orientalis is the source of this 498-nucleotide messenger RNA. RefSeq lists its product as uncharacterized. Lineage: Eukaryota; Fungi; Basidiomycota; Agaricomycetes; Boletales; Pisolithaceae. Bases 1 to 498 code for a protein of 165 amino acids. The transcript is spliced from 9 exons. The record is from RefSeq and is a predicted model, not a curated record.